AUAUUACACAGACUUACCACGGUGCAGCUGUUAAGUUUUCCAAAUUAAAAACUUUAAAUUCCCUUACUUCCGGCUACAGAACGUGGAUCGCCUGCCAGACUCCCGACACUUUUACAUCCUUUUGAAAGAUAAAAAAUGGUCAGCACUCCUGAACCCGUUAACUCCCAAGUGGCGCAGGAAAAGAAAGACAAGGAGCGCCGCAGUGGCAUUGUCAAGCAGGUGUUGUCGGGCGAUGCGGUGGUAGUGCGGGGUGUUCCGCGUGGUGGUCCGCCGCCAGAAUUCACCCUGUACUUCUCCAGCGUGGCUGCGCCGAAAUUGGCCCGUCGCGCGAACCCCAAGGACAGCAGCUCCGAAUCCGACGACGAACCGUACGCUUGGGAAGCUCGGGAGUUUCUGCGAAAGAAACUUGUCGGCAAAGAAGUGGUCUGCGCCAUUGACCAUAGAGUUCCGCAGUCGGGACGGGAAUACGGAACGCUUUGGCUCACUCAAGAUGGACAACAGUCGGAGAAUGUGCUGGACACGAUGGUGUCGGAAGGAUGGCUGGAGGUGAAAAAGAGUGGUGUCUGGCAAGACGAUCGAUACAACAGUCUGGUUGAACUGGAACAGUCUGCGAAGUCAGCUGGCCGCGGACGAUGGAGCAGCGAUGAUGCUAAUCUCCACAAACGUCAGAUAACAUGGAAUUUCGAAGAUAUUAAAAGUUUCUGCGAGAAAAAUAAAAAUCAGUCGAUCAAAGGCAUUGUGGAAUUUGUGCGGGAUUCUUGCACGCUGCGCGUGACUCUCCUCCCAGAUUUUAUUCCUGCAAUGGUCGCUUUGACAGGAAUUCGGGGACCGUCUUUUAAACAAGAUGGGACAAAGGACGAAUUCGCGGAGGAAGCCAAGUUCUUCACCGAAAGCCGCUUGCUGCAUCGCGAUGUGGAGGUUAUAAUUGAAGGUGUAAACAAUCAGCUGAUCAUGGGAUCGAUCGUUCAUCCGGCUGGAUCGAUUACCGAAGCUCUGCUGAAGCAAGGUUUUGCCCGGUGCGUCGACUGGAACAUCGGGUCAUAUAGUCAGGGUGCCUCUAAACUUCGGGAAGCCGAAAGAGAAGCAAAAGAAAAGAAGUUGAGAAUAUGGAAAAAUUAUGAGGCCAGCCAGAGCAACAUCCGGGAAGAUGAACGGCAUUAUAGCGCCAAGGUAGUGGAGAUUAACAAUGCUGAUGCGAUAACUGUGAAGACAUCUUGUGGACAGUACAAAAAGAUAUUUCUCGCAGGAGUGCGUCCACCCAAGAUGCCCGCCGAUGUCGAGAGUGCUGGUCAGCCACAAAAAGACAAGAGAUCUAGACCAAUUUAUGAUAUCCCUUACAUGUUCGAAGCGCGGGAAUACUUGCGAAAAAAAUUGAUUGGACAGAAAGUGGAUAUCACACUGGACUACAUCCAACCAGCUCGAGCGGAUACCUCGGAAAAAUUCCCCGAACGCCAGUGUUGUACCGUAAAGAUUGGUGACACAAUUGUCAAUGAGGCACUGAUUUCAAAAGGAUUAGCUUCCAUUGUUUUCUACCGUCAAGACGACGAGCAGCGACCAAGCUGCUAUGAUGCUCUGCUGGCGGCUGAUUCCAAAGCUCAGACUGCGAAGAAAGGAAUCUACAGCAAAAAGAAUACUGUUACCGUCCGCGUCAGCGACAUAUCUAACGAUACCGCCAAGUGCAAAGCGUUCUUACCGUCAUUCCAGAGAAGCGGCAAGCAAGAAGCGGUUGUCGAGUAUGUUGGUAGUGGCUCUCGAUUUCGCGUGUUUUUGCCAAAAACUUCAUGCACUGUCAGCGUUAUACUUGCCGGUGUCGUAUGUCCAAAGGGAAGUCGUCAAGGUCCAAACGGUCAAAUUCUUGAAGCAGAGCCAUGGGGCAACGAAGCUCUGCAGUUUUCCAAAGAGCUGUGCUUGCAGCGAGAUGUCCACGUGGAGAUCGAUGCCAUGGACAAAGUUGGAAAUUUCAUUGGUUGGGUGCAUGUUGAUGGAAAAAAUGUUUCGCUGGAAUUGGUGGAAGCCGGAUUGGCCUCUGUUAAUUACUUUUCCGCAGAGCGAAGCCCGUAUCUGGGCGUUUUACAGAAUGCUGAAGCGGCGGCCAAGGGAAAAAAACUCAAGAUUUGGAGUGACUAUGUCGAACCAACAGAAACUGAAGUUAAACAGGAAGAGGACACUACAGACCGAACUGAGAAUUAUAAACGUGUGAUGGUGGUGGAAAUUCUUCCUGGUUUGCGUUUCUAUGCUCAGGAUUGUGAUUCAGGUGCGAAACUGGAAUCUUUAAUGAAUAGCAUUCGCGAGGAAUUCGCAUCGAAUCCUCCACUGGGUGGCUCGUAUGUACCGAAGCGUGGCGAUGUAUGUGCAGCGAAAUUCAGCGUCGAUGGGCAGUGGUAUCGCGCUAAGGUUGAAGGAAUCCAGGGAGGCAAAGUUCAGGUUCUUUUCAUUGAUUAUGGAAAUCGGGAAAACGUGAGAACAACCGAUGUUGCAAAUCUUCCGGCUAGUUUUAAGCAGCUGUCACCACAGGCUGUGGAGUAUACUUUGGCUUUUGUCCGUGAACCAUCGACGGACUCAGAAGCUGAGUGGGCAUUCCAGCAGGCUGUCAAAGACCAGCCAAUGCUUUUAAAUGUGGAAUACAAAGCGAAUAAUUCAGAUCAUGUCACUUUGCUUCGUGCUGACACAAAGGACGACAGGAAAGGUUUGGUUAGCGAAGGCUACUGCUUGGUCGAUGUGAGACGCGAACGACGGCUGCAAAAAUUGGUUUCUGAGUACAAGGCCGCUCAGGAAGAAGCUAAGCGUUCUAGGCGCAACAUCUGGCGUUAUGGAGACAUCACUGAAGACGAUGCCAAGGAAUUUGGUUUUCAGCGAUAGACAAUGCUGAUGUCAGGUCGAGGUGUUCAAUUCCGGUCGCAACGAAUGGCUUGGGAGUUUUAUUAAUGCAGUGAAAUGGUUGUUAAAUGGUCCGAUAACCGUGAUAAUUUUUUCUGGGUUUUUGAAUUAUCUUUUAAACUAUUUAUAACAUUUUUAACGUUAGUUUUUACUCUUUCUUGUCCGGUUUGACCCGUAAAAACAUAAUUUGUCACUUCACAUUGCUGUAGGAUUUUUUGCGUAACCUCGUGCUUGGACUAUUCGGUGCCCGUUUUGUAUUUAUUUACCGGUCUUCCAUUGUUGUAAUAAAGAUCGAUUUUA
Messenger RNA from Paramacrobiotus metropolitanus, 3177 nucleotides. RefSeq names its product staphylococcal nuclease domain-containing protein 1-like. Gene Ontology annotation, cellular component: nucleus; cytosol; RISC complex. Gene Ontology annotation, biological process: regulatory ncRNA-mediated gene silencing; mRNA catabolic process. Gene Ontology annotation, molecular function: RNA binding; nuclease activity. NCBI's taxonomy places the organism in Eukaryota, Metazoa, Tardigrada, Eutardigrada, Parachela, Macrobiotidae. The record is from RefSeq and is a predicted model, not a curated record.